This is a messenger RNA of Eremothecium gossypii ATCC 10895, 576 nucleotides long. RefSeq names its product AAR039Wp. The transcript has a single exon. The record is from RefSeq and is marked provisional. Lineage: Eukaryota; Fungi; Ascomycota; Saccharomycetes; Saccharomycetales; Saccharomycetaceae. Bases 1 to 576 code for a protein of 191 amino acids.
AUGAGUAGUGUCAAGACUGCAACACGUUGCAGAGAGGAGGAUUGCCCGCAGGGCAGGGAGCAGGGGACAGCUGGGCGGAUGAAAGGCGCGGGCCGGCGGCCAUUCCAUCUCAAAGGCAAGAUUAAUAAAACGCAUUUUAAAGCCAAGGAAAAGGUACCUGAUGUGCGAAGAGGGGAUGCAGAUAUGCUACUGAUCGAGCUGCAUGAUCUCUUUGACUUCCGGCACUGCAUGCAGUCGGGGAAUACAGGAGAAAUGAAAGUCGAUCUCGAUGAGGUUGCUUCGAUUGAAUAUAUACACGAUCCAGCCUGUGUAUACAAAAAAAAAGGCCCUGUACCCCUGCAACCAGAUGACGAUGAGGAUGUGGGCAGCGAAACAUCGGCCGAACCAUUGGAUCCGCUGACCGACGUGGAGCAGAGCGGCGUGGGAUUUUUGGCGUCGGGUGUCUAUUCGGCAAUCCCUGAGAGGUGUAGUGGUGGCAUGUUCCUAGAGUCUAGCUGCCACCGCGAUGUACCGAAUAAGCAGACGCUAUUCCUACUUUUGCAUGACCUAAUACAGGGUGAUGCCUAUGAUGAAUGA